This is a messenger RNA of Mizuhopecten yessoensis (Yesso scallop), 3697 nucleotides long. RefSeq lists its product as uncharacterized. Gene Ontology annotation, cellular component: membrane. Bases 918 to 2411 code for a protein of 497 amino acids. NCBI's taxonomy places the organism in Eukaryota, Metazoa, Mollusca, Bivalvia, Pectinida, Pectinidae. The transcript has 8 exons. Gene Ontology annotation, molecular function: growth factor activity. The record is from RefSeq and is a predicted model, not a curated record.
UAACCUGUGUUGUAUUCACGUUUAUACCUCCUGCAAGCAAAAUCAUGAGUACGAAUACACUUGUCGGCUCUAUAUGUUGUAAUGCAGUAUGUAGCUACAUUAAGUGGUGUCUUAUGGGCAUAUAACUUUGUAUAUAUAUGUAUAUGUAUAUCAACAAUAUGUCUGGCUCAUAUUUUUUAAACUUAAUAUUUUUUGUGUUAAUCAGAACAGAAGAUAACGUCGUGUAACCCAGCUGUGAUAACAACACGUUUUAUGUUGUUUAUGGUUUACUCGUUGAAUCUUUAUACCCAGUUUCCAGCAUCAUUUCCGGGCGGUCACCGAUUCACGUCACUACCCAGUUCCGUGUGUGUAAGCUUUAAGUCAGGAUGUCUUUCAUUUUCAAGUGACAUCAAAGGAUAUGACAAUUAAACGUUUAGCUUGGAUUUUUCAUUAUUUGGGGAGUCAUCAAUACGAAAGAAGAAUCAAGAGUUAUCACAGCCAGUAAAACAAAUGGAAGUAAGAGUUCUGAUAAUAUGUUAAUAGGACCCAAUAGACUGACUCAUGGAGUUUAGAUACACCAAGAGGGAGCGCUAGGCGAUAGUGUGUGGUGUAGGCUCAGCGGAUGCCAGUUUCUGAAGACCAUGAGACACGCUCACCACACAAACCAUGCCAGCUAACGCGCACCGAAAACUUAUAUAGAGUUUGGAUUCGCGAAUUUUUAAAACAAGAUAAUCUAUUUAAUUGUUUUCUUAAGCAAAACGGUUGUUUGAUAUAAAUGUGUUUGGAUAUUCGGACCUGAGGAUAAAGAAGAUUAUGUCACAGUUAAUGGACAUCUUGGAGGUGUACAGGUGUGAUUUAGAAUCGAGUACUCUCUACACACUGGCAGAUGGACCGUGCAGUUUAUUUUAUAAAGGGAGCCGUCUUUAAUACAUUAACAAAUGGAAAUACGAGAUGGCAGUCAGGUGCGACUGUUAGAUGGUUGGACUUCCGGCGAUACGUUCAGCCAAAGGGUCAAAGACCAGGGUACAAGGCUAAAUAGACCCCCACCAAAACCGAGGUACGCCCAGGACGAUCUUACUCUCGUCACCACCUCCUGUUCUCAGUACCAGCGUCGGGCUGCCCGGGACUGUGGGGCAUGUUGGGGUAGGGACCAGGAAAGACGACUCCACUCCCCCUCCUCCCACAGAGAUAGCAGUGAUAAUAAUAUACUAUUCUGUAGCCGUAGUGAUCCAACGUCAUCUUUAUCUGGAAAUUCCCUAACCACCGGUUGUGUUACCUUCCCGCGUAAUUCACAUAGACCGCAGCCCUCUAUCAAUAAUAGUGAAGUCUGGGUUCAGUGUAAUAAUCUAAACGAAACCCAGUGUUGUUCCGGAAGUCGAAUUAAAAUGGUUCGGACGUUAGGGAAAAUGUUAUUCAUGUGUGUGCUAAUAUCGUGUUUUGUGUACAUUGUUGGAUUUAAAAAAGCGAAGCUACCACCAGGUAGUGGAAAUUCCGAGGAUGGAGAUACAACGUCCAGUGUACGUCUCGGUGGGCCGGAUCGUGUAAUGCUGGAACCCAACAUAUACAAACCUAUAGCGUUAGAGGAAUUCGAGAGAAAUAUACUAGACUUGAGGACGCAUUAUGACGUCAUACGAAUGUUUCUAGUGAAUAAGAGUAUAUCAGACGAUGCUAUCACUAAGCUGAUAUAUAAUGAAGAGAGUUCUGACGUGGUUGAUGACGUGUCAGGGUCACAUAAGAGAGACUACGAUUAUUACAAUGACGAAUGGGAUUAUAACGACGAAGAUCGUAUAGUGAUGCAGAAAGCUCUGGAGCAUUAUGAGGAGAUUAAGACGGGACCAUUAGGAGAGUGCAGUCAACCACGACCAGAAAUUGUACGGGUCAGAGACUUUACGGGAGACGCCCACAAAAUGUAUAUCCCAAAAUUUACAGUGAUUCAUAAAUGUCGGAACGUGACCGGAUGUUGUUGGUUCGAUUCUCAAGAAUGUCGACCACUGAACGUCCAAAUUGUGUGGAAACCUUUCAUCACAUUUGAUUACAAUAUGGAUGAAGAAACGGUGGAAAAAAGCACAGACAGCGUUGAGUGGGUGUUGUUUGAAAACCACACCCACUGUUCCUGUCAGAACCUCAACCCUUUACCCGAGUGUUCGUUGAGGUGUCCACAUCCAUUUUUUAUGUCACGCCCACACGAGGAGUGUGUUUGUGAUUGCAAGAAAAAUUCAAUUCAUUGCAACAAGAUCAAGUAUGGCAUGGAGCCCCUCAAACACAAAGAAUUUGAAUGUGUCAAGCGAAAUGAAUGUAUGCAGCCUGCCUGUGCGGGGGGUCGUUUUGACAUGCGAAAGGGAUUCUGUGAAGGAGUGGAAAAUAGUCAGUUACCGAUACUACACCUGCUGGAAGAGGAACGUCAUAGCCCCAGAUACCCGGGUCGUCGGUAGUCCUCGCCUCACCCCCAAACAGUCCGUCUACCUCAUCCAUACUCCUGACAUCGUCGUAACAUACUUUAUAUAGCAUUUACUAUUUAUGAGUGGUGUUCUGUGGCCAUACGCCUUUUCAAACUCAACAUGGGCUGUGUGUUAUAUGUACACGUCAGCCUAUCUAUAUUUGUGAUAAUGUAUUAAAGUCAUUUUUAUUUAUUUAUAGGCUGUUGCAGCAAUCAAAACCAUCAGUACAUGUCUAAAUUUCUCCUUCGUGGUUUUUUUUACGUAAAAUGAAUCUGGAACAGUGGCACUUUGUCGUUCUGGGAAAUUUAUUUGGUACCGGGAAACGUUUAUGUUAUAAAACAAUCCAGGCCAAAAACCCAAAGGCGAAAUUUAGACACCUGAUUUAGACGUCAUUUCUGUUUAUAUAUAUAUAUAUGCUUACUUAGCACGUGUCGAAGGACAAAAUAUGCACGUGCUUACCUAGCACUUGAAGGAGAGUAAGAGUGUGCUGGUAUGUACUUAUUAAGCACUCUAGGGGGGAAAGAGUGAACUAGUGCAUGCUCAGCACCAGUGCGAGAGAAGAAGUAUGCAUGUGCUUACUCAGAACUUGUGCAAGAUAAGGAGUGAACGCGUGCACGUACUGACUAAGCACUUGUGCGAAAGUAAGAAGAUGCAAGUGCUUAUUGAGCAGUUCAGCGAGGGGGAAAACGGACACGUGCUUACUCGGUACACGUACAGGGAUAGUAGGGUUCACUUGUUUAAUCGGCACAUGUACGGAGGUAGGAGGAUAUUCUUGGAUAACAUGUACCAAUACUGCGUUUACUGACAAAGAGUCUAGUGGUUCCUCGAGUUACCUCCCGUUGUAUGCUUUCGGUAAAUUUCGUCUCCUUUUAGAUAAUUUAACUCAAUGAGAAAAAUGUGAAAUUAACUUCAUGAAUAAAAGGUCGGAUUUAAUUGAUUGAUUGCUGAUAUAUCGGAAAGCUUUUUAAAAAAAAAACACUCGUCAUUUUAAAAAGGGAUAUAACUAAACACUGUUUCAGGUUCUUGGAUUCAUCUUUCUUCAAUAGCUUGAUAAAAGUUAAGGGUAUAUGCUACCUUACUGACACGAAUCUCCUAUUCCAAAGAGUUUCAAAUUAAGAAAGUUGUCAGACAUUUGUUUGUGAAUAGUAAUAUUAAGACAUGGUUAAUGAAUUAAGGACAUACUUCGGAUGUAUUAGAUUCUUUCAAAGGUAGAUUACUCUAAUUUUAAAAAAUCGCAAGUACAAUUUAAAAAAUUGUAUGAACCUUAUUGGGUUUUUUCU